Molecule: messenger RNA, 781 nt
Organism: Cottoperca gobio
Lineage: Eukaryota; Metazoa; Chordata; Actinopteri; Perciformes; Bovichtidae
Product: histone deacetylase 4-like
Exons: 5
Coding region: 383-781 (132 amino acids)
Source: RefSeq, a predicted model, not a curated record
CGUGAUUAAUUCAGUAUGGCGGAGCUGCUGGCUGAAUGAUUUUUACAGUACCGACCGACGGGUCCUAAAACCCUGCACUGUGGAUGCUUGUGGAGACUUGGAGAAAAACACAGCCAUUUGCACCCAAGGGUGCUCAAUUCAGCCUGACUGGAAGGAAUCCUGCCACAACACACCACUGAGCUCUCAACCUGUGGCUCGGUAUGAUGAAGCCUUAAGAAACAACCGCUCUCUGUUGAUCCUUGGCCUGGGGCCUUGGCCUGGCACCACCAACUUGGCUGGGAAACGCAUGUUGGUCACUACAGCCUCCACGGAGGUGCACUGACACCCUCACCGCUCACAUCUCCUCCCCUGUCAAGUCUGCCUGGCAACAACAACCAUAGCAAUGAGUGCUCACAGUCGAUCAGUGGACGUGAGCACGGCAGCACUGCCCAUGCAGGUGCCCCCCACCACCACAGCCAUCCUUCCCAUGGAUCUGCGCGUAGUGGACCAUCCUCACCUCCACCAUCACCACCUCCACCUCCACCACCAGCAGCCCCCCUUCAGCCUGGUUCCCCAGCCCCACCCUACACCGCCCGUCUCCACAGCCUGUCCGGUGUCCUCGGAGCCAGGCCGCGGGCCAGUCAUUAACCACCAGGAGCAGCAGCUGCAGCAGGAGCUGGUGACUCUCAAACACAAGCAGCAGCUCCAGAGGCAGCUUCUGAUCGCUGAGUUCCAGAGGCAGCAUGAACAGCUGUCGCGACAACAUGAAGUCCAGCUGCAGGAACAUAUCAAGCUUUCCUAG